Prunus persica (peach) is the source of this 1889-nucleotide messenger RNA. RefSeq names its product thioredoxin 1. Gene Ontology annotation, molecular function: protein-disulfide reductase activity; oxidoreductase activity, acting on a sulfur group of donors, disulfide as acceptor. The coding region runs from base 428 to 991 and encodes 187 amino acids. Lineage: Eukaryota; Viridiplantae; Streptophyta; Magnoliopsida; Rosales; Rosaceae. The transcript has 2 exons. The record is from RefSeq and is a predicted model, not a curated record. Gene Ontology annotation, cellular component: cytoplasm.
UCAUAUCCAAACUACUGUAAAUCACUAUCCAAUCAUAUGUCAAUUAAUUACAUGACCCUUAUGCAAUUGCAUUUUCAAAAAGUGAAAACUUGAUAACUUGUAUAACCGGUAACCAAUUUUUAAAAAAAUUUGAGGACAUUAUAAAGGACAAAUGGUGCAUGGGUGCACUAUAGAAGGUGCCGGGUUUUAUGUAGUUCGUCAAAAAAAAAAAAACAACGUGUCUUCUCCGAAAUCCGAACCUCAGCUGUUAGUUAACUUUUGAUCGCUAUAGCUACACUCCAAGCUCCUCGUCUCCAUCUUCCAACACUUUUCUUUCAUACCUUCACUCAAAGAGUCCCACAUCUGACUUUCAUUUUUCUCAAUUCUCACUAUAUAUUGAAGCAAUAGUCUCCAUCCCGAAUCUCUCUCCCGUACAUUUCUCUCUUCAAUGGCGACGAUAACUGACUCCAUCGUUCUCUAUUCUUCGGCUCAAAAUUCAUAUCUCCGGCCGGUGAUAUCGUCAAGGCCGGCUCUUUCCAUCUCUGUUCGCCGGAGACUGGGUGCGUUGCCGGAAUUCAGGGGCUUGAGGGUUCACUUGCUUCCCAAACCGUCGCCCGCUCCCUCCAAUUUUCCAAAAGCCAGGCCUUUUCCAUCAACUGCCGGCAUUGUCUCUCAAGCUCAGGAUACCACUCUCGAUGUUCCUACAGUUACGGAUAGAACAUGGAACUCACUGGUCCUCAAAGCUGAUGGCCCUGUAUUGGUUGAGUUUUGGGCUCCAUGGUGUGGGCCUUGCCGCACGAUCCAUCCAGUAGUAGGUGAACUAGCAAAGGAGUAUGCUGGGAAGCUUAAGUGCUUUAAGUUAAGCACGGAUGAUACUCCUUCAAUUGCAACCCAAUAUGGAAUUCGAAGUGUCCCAACCAUCAUGAUUUUCAUCAAUGGUGAGAAAAAGGACGCAAUAAUUGGUGCUGUGCCUAAAACCACAUUGACUGCUACCAUUGAGAAAUUUUUGUAGGUGGGUAUGGAAAUCUUUUGCAAAAUUUCUAUUUGUAUUUUUCUUUUCUUUCAUGUUCUCUUUGCUGUUAGGUAAUAAAUUGAUUAGUCUAUCAAAUUUGGAAGCAUCUUUUAUCUUGUCUUUUGAUGGUCAUCUAUGUUGAUUUUCUACACGAACGCCUCUCGACUUCUCCAAUAAUAUUGGCCUUGCUGAAAAUUUCUUGCCCCAAGGAAGUACCAGAGGGUCAACUUUCACAACUUUGAAAAGCUUCUACAUAAGACCCUACAAUGACCUGGGUCUUGCCUUCUUACCCACUCACAUUUUUUCAUAUUUUCUACUAUUCUAGAACUUUUGAACUUGACUAGGCCUUCAUGUUGAUUUGAUGUUGUUGGAUCUUACUGGAAAAUAUGUUGUUACUUUCUUUUGAAUUGCUGUCACCAAUAAAGAUAAAUAAAUCAAGGGCUGCAGCCUGCGUACAAGUUACAUCUAGAAUCUCACAAGAGUUCUGACUCUUCUUCUAAGCCAUUUCUGAUUAUGAUGUUGAUGUCUUUGAUUCAAAAACUAUGACUAUUUCUGUUGUUUAUAUGACUUGAAUCAAACUGAGGACUUCAUUCUUAUUGGCAACUGAAUAAGAAAAUAGGGUCGAAGUUAGAAGUUGCCUUGUUUACAAUUAUGAAAAAACAGGAGGAAAGUCUAUAUUAUGAUAGAAACUACAUUUUUUGGUCUCUGUUCUUGAAUUUUUCCAUGCCAGAAGUAUGUUUAGGGAACCAUUUAUUCUAUUAUUUCUCAAAGAAAAGUCUCAGUAAACUUGAAAGCUAGACUGAUGAGUUUGUCUUUCAACAGAAAAAAAGAAAAAAGAAAAAAGAAAAAAAAAAGGCUUUCAUGAGAAGACAGAAAUAAAAUACUUCAUUCCAUUUUA